AUGAAUAUGAAGAAACUUGCAGAUCAAGGAAAGCUCCAAGUCAUCCCAAUCUUUUAUAAAGUGAGUGCAAGAGACGUUAGGAAACAGACAGGCGAGUUUGGUGAAAACUUUUGGACGCUAGCGAAGGCUACUAGUGGAGAUCAGAUCGAGAAGUGGAAGGAAGCCUUGGAGUCUAUCUCCGACAAGAUGGGUUUGUCGUUGCAAGACAAGUGCUCUGAAGCCGAUUUUGUCAAGGAAAUUGUCAAGGAGGUCAAGAAAGUUAUAGCAGCAAUUGGAUUAGAAGAAAAAGAAGAAAACCAUUUUGGAGAAAAAGCAGAAAGCUUAAAAAGGAGAAAUCUUGAGAAUUGCAUUCUCCAUGUAUGUUUGUUUCAGAAUUAUCAACAAAUGUUGGGACGUAGACUUGAACCAGAGGCUCUCCUUCAUGGAGAUCCUCGAGAGGACCUAGAAGAACAAGGAAUCUUUGCCAUCUGA
Molecule: messenger RNA, 471 nt
Organism: Thlaspi arvense
Lineage: Eukaryota; Viridiplantae; Streptophyta; Magnoliopsida; Brassicales; Brassicaceae
Source: the annotation of a GenBank genome assembly